UUUAGAUUCUUCAUAUACAGAUCACAAAUCCAAACCAAUGGGUCUAUCAAUCACCACUUCAGAUUUUAAAGAAACUGAAUUUCACUCUGAUCAUCAUAGAACUCACAAAAUAUUCCUCUUUACAAAUUAUAUUCUCUUAGGAGCAGCAUCUAGUUGCGUCUUCCUCACUCUCUCCCUUCGGUUAAUCCCGUCCCUCUACGGUGGUCUUUUUAUCCUCCUCCACGUGCUAACAAUCGCCAGUGCAGCAUUUAGCUGCACAUCGAUUGUUGCCUCUGCAGAUUCUAACAAGUGGUACGGUGUCCACAUGGUUGCUACAGUUUUAACGGCUAUAUUUCAAGGCUCUGCUUCGGUCCUUAUAUUUACAAGGACUUUGGAUUUAUUAGAAAAUUUUAAUUCUUAUGUUAGAGUAGAAGAUGGUGCAACGAUCUUGAAAUUUGCUGGUGGAUUAUGCAUUUUGAUAUUUUGCUUGGAAUGGGUUGUUUUGCUUUUGGCAUUUGUCUUAAGGUACAAUGCUUUUGUGGAAGGGAAUGGGGGAGUAGUUGAAGUGAGUUCAAAAUUCAACAGCAAUUCUAAAGUUGAAGAUGAGGACUUGAAACAUUGGCCUUGUCCAUUCCAAGUCUAAAUUCAAUUACUUAUUAUACACCAAUUGAAUUUAGGCAUAAUAGAUAAACAACUUGGCCUCAGCCGGCAAGUAUACCCUCUAAUUUUGGGUGAGCACUAAUAGGCACCUCAAUUUGUCUCAAGUUUGUCACUUGAACACUCCAAUUUACAAAAUAAUCAUCUAGAUACCUUCAAAAUUUAUGUGCUACAUCGGUGCCACGUCAGCACUUAUAUUUAUGUGUUCAACAUUAUACAAGUUUAGGUGUCUACCCUUGCACACCUAAAGUUGGAGGCAUAUUUGUCAGGGCCAAGUUUGAAGGCCUGUUUAUAUAUUAUGUCUUUGAAUUUAUUUAUUCUUUACUUAUGUUUGAGUUCAAUGCUCAAAGUUUAUGAGUUUUUAUCUAAUCACACUUGUUAAUAUACGGUUAGACUGCUGC
Messenger RNA from Nicotiana tabacum (common tobacco), 1037 nucleotides. RefSeq lists its product as uncharacterized. NCBI's taxonomy places the organism in Eukaryota, Viridiplantae, Streptophyta, Magnoliopsida, Solanales, Solanaceae. The record is from RefSeq and is a predicted model, not a curated record.